AUGGAGGAGGAAAAAGUCAAAUACCUUGGCGCCGAGAAAAAUGCGGCCUUGCCUCUUCCGCCGGCGAUGGCGGGGCGAGCGCGGAGUGGACGAGGACUCCAGGCGGCGGCGCCCGGGAAAAGGGGCGCGGCCCUACCUGGAGACUCUCCUCGGCGGCGGCUCGCGAUCCAGCCUCCUCACCUUCCAGUUCGCCACCUCGUGUCCCCGCGAGUGAAUACAGGUCUCCAGGCGGCGGCGGCGGCGGCUCCCUACGGCGUCCUCUCCGGCAUCCCUCGCGCGAGUCUGGAUGAUGUUCCCAUUCAUUCCGUGAGCACUUACUCGGCGCUUCCUAACCUGCCGGCCCCGGGGUUGUCGAGACGAAUCAGAUACCACCUUUUGGCCCUGUGCCCGUUGCAGGAAGAGGGCCAGGAGCCAAGGAACGCACGAGGCCUCUUCAGGCUUGAAAAGGGUCCCAGAGAGUCUCCCGACGAAAGCAGCUCUGUUGACUUUAGCCCGUUUUGGACUUCUAACCCUCUAGAACUGGUCAUCAGCAGGCAGCCUGCCAAUCAAAACUCAUCCAUCUUCCUCUCAAGUAUUUCAACAGGGAGUCCCUCCCUUGGGCGGAACCCCAGGUAUUCUUUAGCACUUCACACUCUCUCCCAUUGGCCGGCUCCAACUCCAUCAUCAUGUUACAGCGCAGGGGUGCUUUGGAUUCCUCAGCACAACUGGAUUACACAAGGCAGGCUGCUUUUGACCCAUGACUUCUUGGGUGAAGGUCCCAGGCCAGGACACCCAGGGGAACAGGCCUGCUUUCGCUGCCAGAUCCCGGCCAUCUAUCCAUGUUUCACAUGCAGAUGCUCCUCCCAUAAUCUUGGGAAACGUAAUGGUGGAACAGUCAUCUGCACUCUGUCCGAAGGUAAUAAAGGGUGUUUGAGCCCAAGCCUUUUCAUCGGCCCAAACCAAUUACAGAGAGGCAAUAUGUGGGGAUGCUCCCAGUCCAAUGGCUGGGCCAUUUACUGCUACAAUAAUAGCUUCUUCAAUGGAAUGAAAUCAUUUAUGAAGUUUCGGGUAGCUUCUGCCAUUUCAGUGCUUUCUUUUUUUCUGCAGCCGACACUGUCUCAGUUGGGUGCCUGCGUGGUCUGCACUUCCUGCUGCUGCUGCUGCUGGGGAGCUCAACAUAGAGGGGCCUCGAGCACUAAGUGCUCCCCCCUGGGGUGA
Messenger RNA from Myotis lucifugus (little brown bat), 1197 nucleotides. RefSeq lists its product as uncharacterized. NCBI's taxonomy places the organism in Eukaryota, Metazoa, Chordata, Mammalia, Chiroptera, Vespertilionidae. The record is from RefSeq and is a predicted model, not a curated record. Bases 1 to 1197 code for a protein of 398 amino acids. The transcript has 5 exons.